Messenger RNA from Dama dama (fallow deer), 3730 nucleotides. RefSeq names its product transcription factor CP2 like 1 (gene TFCP2L1). Gene Ontology annotation, cellular component: nucleus. The record is from RefSeq and is a predicted model, not a curated record. NCBI's taxonomy places the organism in Eukaryota, Metazoa, Chordata, Mammalia, Artiodactyla, Cervidae. The transcript is spliced from 16 exons. Bases 83 to 1576 code for a protein of 497 amino acids. Gene Ontology annotation, molecular function: DNA-binding transcription activator activity, RNA polymerase II-specific; RNA polymerase II cis-regulatory region sequence-specific DNA binding. Gene Ontology annotation, biological process: regulation of transcription by RNA polymerase II.
UGCAGGCAGGUGGCCGAGAGGUCCGCUCGCCCCGCGUCCCGUCCGCGCGCGCCUGGGUCGGGCCGGGCUCGGAGCCCCAGCCAUGCUGUUCUGGCACACCCAGCCCGAGCACUACAACCAGCACAACCCCGGCAGCUACCUGCGGGAUUUGACUAGUGCUCUUCAGAGGGAAAACGACGUCCUCGCUCUGCCCAUCUUCAAGCAGGAGGAGCCGCAGCUGUCCCCCGAGAACGAGGCCCGCCUGCCGCCCCUGCAGUAUGUGCUGUGCGCUGCCACGUCCCCGGCUGUGAAGCUGCACGAGGAGACCUUGACCUACCUCAACCAAGGUCAGUCUUAUGAAAUCCGACUGCUGGAGAACAGGAAACUGGGAGACUUUCAGGAUCUGAACACAAAAUAUGUGAAGAGCAUCAUCCGCGUGCUGUUUCACGACCGGCGCCUGCAGUACACGGAGCACCAGCAGCUGGAGGGCUGGCGGUGGAGCCGGCCCGGGGACCGGAUCCUGGACAUCGAUAUUCCACUGUCUGUUGGUAUCUUGGACCCCAGGGCCAGCCCGACCCAGCUGAAUGCAGUCGAGUUUUUGUGGGAUCCUUCAAAGAGAGCGUCUGCGUUCAUUCAGGUGCACUGCAUCAGCACCGAGUUCACCCCGAGGAAGCAUGGGGGCGAGAAGGGGGUGCCCUUCCGGGUGCAGAUCGACACCUUCAAGCAGAGCGAAAAUGGGGAGUACACGGAGCACUUGCAUUCAGCCAGCUGCCAGAUCAAGGUGUUCAAGCCGAAGGGAGCCGACCGGAAGCAGAAGACGGACCGGGAGAAGAUGGAGAAAAGAACCGCCCAAGAGAAGGAGAAGUACCAGCCGUCCUAUGAGACCACCAUCCUCUCAGAGUGCUCCCCGUGGCCCGACAUGGUUUACCAGGUGAAUAGUGCCUCAUCCCCAAGCUACAACGGCUCACCAAACAGCUUUGGCCUCGGCGAAGGCAACAGCUCCCCGACCCACCCAGUGGAGGCCCUGCCUAUGGGCAGCGAUCACCUGCUCCCCUCGGCCUCCAUGCAGGACGCCCAGCAAUGGCUCCACCGCAACAGGUUCUCCCAGUUCUGCCGGCUCUUCGCCAGCUUCUCGGGUGCUGACCUGCUCAAGAUGUCCCGAGAUGACUUGGUCCAGAUCUGUGGCCCUGCAGACGGGAUCCGGCUCUUCAAUGCCAUCAAAGGCAGGAACGUGAGGCCGAAGAUGACCAUUUACGUCUGCCAGGAGCUGGAGCAGAGCCGCGUGCCCCUGCAGCAGAAGCGGGACGGCAGUGGGGACCCCAACCUGUGUGAAGGACCUGUCCUCCGCCCUCCAGUGUACCACGCCAUCUUCCUGGAGGAGCUGACCACCUUGGAGCUGAUCGAGAAGAUUGCCAACCUCUACAGCAUCUCGCCGCAGCACAUCCACCGGGUGUACCGCCAGGGCCCCACGGGCAUCCACGUGCUGGUCAGCAACGAGAUGGUGCAGAAUUUCCAAGAUGAAUCCUGUUUCAUCCUCAGUACCUUAAAAGCUGAGAGCAAUGACGGCUACCAUGUCAUCCUGAAAUGCGGCCUCUGAGCAGAUGCAGAGUGGGCAGCUGCCUCCCACACCCAGCCCCACGGACCCCCUUGGAUGUAGAUAUCACACCCCUGGAAGCUGUGGCGCGGAGGGACCUGGCCCGGCCCGUGAAAGCCACAGACCUGCGGACGCUGCGGGUCUGGAGGGCAGAAAGCCAAGCAGCUCCUCUCUCCCCCACCUUAGCCCCCAGCUUUGGGACAGUCCCCCGUUCUUUUUCCCGGUCCUUCCAUCUGAAAAGGCCAACGGGGGCCACCUGCUCUGAAACCUCUUGCUCCCCUGGCUGGAGGCUGGUUCACCAGGUACCUGGGUGACGCUGUGCGGGUUCCUUCUGCCCGUUCUCCUGCCUCCAGAGAAGGCUCUGCCUCUCUCGCAGGCCUUCACCCUCUUCUCUGCUGACUGGCUGGGUCCCUGGGCGGCUGACUGCCUGGGGUGGUUCGAGACGGUCCUGUCUCCGUGUGGGUUUCCCGUCUUGGUGAUCCUGGUGAGCGUCUGUCCUUCCUCUUCCUGGAUGGCUUGAUGGGUGUUGGGUUGACUCUGCCUUCUGGUUCUUUUCACAUUGACCUUGAUUCUAAGUGUCUGCUGCUGCUCACAGCCCAGAGGGGGCCUUGCGUUUCUCCAUUGCUGGGGUAGACACUCCGGAGCCACCCACAGCUGGUUCUAAGGCCCUUGGGGAGGAGAGGAUGGGGCUGAGAAGACUAUUUUUAGGCACAUUCUCAUGAAUAUAAAAAGGAAGAGAACCAAAUGCUUCCUCUUGGGCUUUUUUUGGGUGUAAGUUUGUUUCCUAAGCAGCUGUGGGUGGAGGAGGACUAGAAAGUGAACAUCUUGUUGCAGGAUCACAUGACCUUGACUAUCCUGAUGCCAAGUCCUCUUGGAUGGACUCACCAAAUCCCAUUUAGAGAGGACCACUAACCUUCCCAAGCUCCCUAGGGACGUUGUAUUUUCUGGGAGGGCUCCCCUUUGAAGGUCUCUCUUUUUCCAUUUGUAGAGGCUGUGUUUGGGCACUUCUCCUGCGUUAGAGUGGCUGGAUCACCUUUCUUAGAUAAUCGGUAGACUCAGGAACUAGCAUCUGUCUCUGUUACUCGGGACCCUGUGAUCUGUGUUACUAACGUAGGUUCAUCUAAUAGAGAUGGUGAGCACUGUGACCCAUGGAGCAGGAUCUGAUAGCCUUCAAAGUCGAGCUUUUGGGGACUAGAAUGUUUUGGGGGAAUAUAGAGAUGAUCCUAACUGGGUAACCUUGUUCUACAGACAGAGAACCUGAAGCCUAGAGGGGCAAAGCCUGAUAUCCCAUAGUGAUCGGGCGAUAAUGUAGAUUUGUCAUCUAAACCAGGGCAUCUCUGAGAGCAAAAGGCACUCUGGUGGUAAUACUGCUUGGACCACAGGUGUGAUGUAAGGACAGGCUUCUCAUUCCCUUUCCAUUUUGGGGCUGCAUGUAGCAGCCUUCUUGAGAUAUAAUUCACACACUAUACAGUUUACCUAUUUAUAGUGUACAGUUCUGCGAUUUUUUUUAGUCAAUUCACAGGAUCACCACAAUCAAUUUUAGAACAUUUUCAUCACCCAAGACAUCUCAUGUAUAUGGAAUCAUACAAUAUGUGGUCUUUCAUGGUCUUUUUUUUUCACCUAGCAUAGUGUUUUCUAGGGUCAUCCAUAUUGAACAUGUAUCAAUACUUCGGUCUUUUUAUAGCUUAAUAAUAUUUCAUUCCAUGGGUGGACUGCAUUUGUUUAUCCAUCCAUCACUUGAUGGAUAUUUGACUUGUUUCUGUCUUGGGGCUAUUGUGAAUAAUGCUGCUAUGAAAUAUUUGUACACGGUUUGGUGUGUUUUCUUUCAGGAAUAUACAUAUGACUGGAAUUGCUGGUUCAUUUAGUAACUCCAUGUUUAACUUUUUGAGGAACUGCCAGACUGUUUUCCAAAGCAGCUGCAUCAUUUUACAUUCCCAUCAGCAGUGUCUGAGGGUUCCGGUUUUCCCCCAUCCUCACCAACACUUGCUAGUAUCUGUCAUUUUGAUGAUAGCAUCCCAAUGUGUGUGAAGUGGUGUCUCAUUGGAGUUUCAAUUUGCAUCUCCCUGAUGGCUAAUGAUGUUGAGUAUUUUUUCAUGUGCUUACUGACCAUUUGUAUGUCUUCUUUGGAGAAAUAUAUAUUCAUAUCCUUUGCCUGUU